Messenger RNA from Chroicocephalus ridibundus (black-headed gull), 1301 nucleotides. RefSeq names its product mucin-2-like. Bases 31 to 1176 code for a protein of 381 amino acids. The transcript has 2 exons. NCBI's taxonomy places the organism in Eukaryota, Metazoa, Chordata, Aves, Charadriiformes, Laridae. The record is from RefSeq and is a predicted model, not a curated record.
AACGCGGAUGACAUCGCCGAGACCGUGCUGAUGAACUUCCUGCGCGGGGACGUGGCCCGGCUCCGGCGAGCGGCUACCGAGGCCACCGGGGUGGCUACCGAGGCCACCGAGGCCACCGGGGCCGCUGAGGCCACCACGGCCCCAGGGGAAGCCGCCAAAGGCGCCGUAAGCCCCAGGAACGUCUCCAAGAAGUCUGUGGCCACCAAGAACCUCGCGGGGGCCACCAAGAACCUCGCGGGGACCACCGAGAACCCCAUGGGGACCACCACGAACCCCAUGGAGACCACCACGAACCCCAUGGGGACCACCACAAAGGUUCCUGGGGCCUCUGUGGCCACCGUGGCCCCAACGGAGGCCACCCCAAACCCCAUGGAGACCACCAAGAACUUCAUGGGGACCACCAGGAACCCCAUGGAGACCACCACGAAGGUUCCUGUGGUCUCCGUGGCUACCACGAAGCCCCUGGAGGCCACCAAGAGCUCCCAGGGGACCACUGAGAACCUCAUGGAGGCCACCACGAAGGUUCUUGCGGCCUCUGUGGCCACCGUGGCCCCAACGGAGGCCACCCCAAACCCCAUGGAGACCACCAAGAACUUCAUGGGGACCACCAAAACCCCAAUGGAGACCACCAAGAGCUCCAUGGGGACCACCACAAACCCCAUGGAGACCACCACGAAGGUUCCUGCGGCCUCCGUGGCUACCACGAAGCUCCUGGAGGCCACCAAGAGCUCCAUGGAGACCACCACGAAGGUUGCUGCGGCUUCUGUGGCCACCACAAACCCCAUGGAGGCCACCAAGAGCUCCAUGGAGACCACCAUGAAGGUUCCUGCGGCUUCUGUGGCCACCACGAACCCCACGGAGACCACCAAGAACUUCACGGGGACCACCGCGAACCCGGCAGGGGACCACCGCGCCGGUUCCCAACGACCUCCGUGGCCACCCCGAACCCCGUGGAGACCACCACGAAAGCCUCUGUGGCCACCUCCGCCCCGAAGGUGGCCGCCGCAACCUUCGCCGAGCUUCCCUUGGCCUCCGCCCCCUUCGAGCCCGGCGACGAGAUCUCGCCGGCCGUUUCCGGGACACCCCGUGGCCGCUUCGGUUCCCGAUGGCCACCGGGAGGUCCCUCGGCUCCGGUGGCCACCCCCGUGGCCAGCGGUGCCCCGGUGCAAGCCCUGAGACACGCCUACGAGAAGGAGAUAGUCCUUUACGCCCACUUCAAAGGCUUGGACUACUUCAGCACCGAGUGCGUCUACGCGCCCCACGCCUACCGUGGCCACGCCAGGACCCUCCUCAAGGAUUUA